Molecule: messenger RNA, 2841 nt
Organism: Durusdinium trenchii
Lineage: Eukaryota; Dinophyceae; Suessiales; Symbiodiniaceae
Source: the annotation of a GenBank genome assembly
AUGGCUGCUCCGGCCAGCAGCCAAGAUGGGGCAGUGGGUACUGAGCAACUCAUGAAGAUUCACGAAGCAAUCAAAUGCAUCCGCGACCACCCACUCUUCAAAGAUAUUGAUACAGCAAAGCCAUUGACUGUCAGCCAAGGAGGACAGCAAGUUCCUUUUGAGUUGGAAUCUUUGAAGAAAGCCAUUGGCAGCGAUGCCGGUUGCUACCGUUGCGGCUGCAAUAUUUGGUGGUCUGACCUCAUUUGGAUGGCCAACCACAGGGUUCCUGUGAAUGUGGGGCAGGUCAAAGCCAUCCAAAAAACAGAAUUUUCCAGCCCACCGUCCACAUUUCCUUUCACGGUCACUGUGGCAGUAGACAAAGAAGCCUUGGCCUCCAAGCCUGAAGGUGGAUGGCAGCGGUUGUCUCCAGCUGAGCCAGUUCACGCACUCCUGCUGUCGAUUCAGCAUGAUAUUCAAAGCAAUGUGGGGGAACAAAGGUUGAAAGAAUGGCGACGCGUUUGCCUGACGGUCUCGUUCACCUUUGAAGCAGUGACAGCUGGUGAAGCUCGUUUUUGGCGCGCGCAGAAUCUCCGAGAACAAGCAGUAAACCAUGGCUUGGUGGUUCGCAUGAGCCUCCGACAGCGCAUUUAUGAUGUGGCUGGGUUCAAGAUGUCCAAAGAGAAAGCAUCCGGACACGAGUUUGGGGCUGAAAAGGUGGCGCAGGCUUACACUCAGCAGUUGAAACUUGCGGUGGACGCCGAACCAAUCAGCAAAUCGUUUGUCGAGGACGCGUGCCACAUUCACAGGCGCUUGCUCAGUCUGGAGCCUUGCCAACAGAUUCUUGAGUGGGCAGACAGGGAGCUUUUGCACAACAAUCCUUGGAAGAGCAUUUACGCUCUCAAGGCGUUGCUGGACCGAGCUUCCACCAGUGACAACAUCAUUUGGUGCAUGCUGGGCAUGAUGGAUGGCUUCCGCAUGAACAUCGUGGACCUGUCCCACUUUGCGGUGCAGAAAGUCAAGGACAGUUACGUCGAGGUCUUGAAAUUGAAGAAGAAGGUCAAAGAACACCUGCUGCAAGAAUGGCUUCAGGGCUUGGACAUCGAGGCGAAGUGGAAAAACGGUUUGCGAGACACCUUUUCGUCCUUUGAGUCUGUGCGGAAGAAGUACGCUCCCUACCCUGGAAGUGCUGCGCCAGACUCUGCUUGGAUGGUGGGGUGCCCGGAGAGUGUGAAUCAAGUGACUGACAUCAUUGAGCAGUUGGUGUACAAUCAAGCUUUUGACAACCGCUACAGAGACGCAGUAAAGGCAAAGCACGAGCUUGAAGAUUUCUUGGGCUAUCCGACCGUGGCCAAAUUGCUUCAAGAUGCGGAGGCACAGGUGCGCUCCGAAAAGAAGCCCGCCGCAGAGUCCAACACUUCGGUGGAAGCUGCUCCGGCUCCUUCUGCUGGGUCGGCUGCUUCGGCCGCAGCAGCUACUGCUGUUUCUGAUUCUUCAGCCACAGGAACUGCUGCUCCCACUUCGGCUGCUUCGGCCCACGACACUUUGAACGACGAGGACCAGCAGCAAUGGCGCCAGCACAUGCUCAAGACGAUCCGGGCACACAUCCGUCUCAUCCCAGAAGGCAAAUCACAAGCUGAAUUGGAACAGGCUUUGAAAGACACUGGCUAUGCCACUUUGAAAGGUGAUCCUACCGGUCAAGUGCUUUUGCAUUUUGACAUCAAGAAAUUUGGUGAGCCAUUGACACGGCCUGACUUUCGAAUUCCAACUUUGAGGGACCAGCCGUACUGCAAGCUGGUGCGAAGUGUUUUGAACGCUAGAUCUGGAGGGGAUGGGCCCGGUGCCCUCCAACCGGGUGAGAUCGGUUUGAUUUUGGAUGGAGGCAAGCAGGGAAACAAAAACAAGCUUCUAGCACCUUGGAAGGAAGGCACAAGCAGAGAAGGGAACAAGAAAGGAGCAGCAGCUGAAGAUGAAGAGGAGGAAGGACAGCAGGACGAGGAUGACGACGAAGGAGACAAACCCAACUUGGUAUGGGAUAGCCUUCUGAUUGCCUACACUGAAGACAGCCUUGCCUCCAGGAAGCAGCGCGUCAGAGGCACGGGAACCUUGAAACAAGUUGAAACUUGCUUGGUCCUCAGCAGCAAGAAAUUGACUUUGCCUGUGCGAACCCGGAAGCAUUUUCAGGGCAGCAGCAAUGGCGACCUGCUGCUUGGAGUAGCGUGGCCCGAGUUGGCGGAAGAAUGGCACGUCAAAUGGCAGGAGAAAAAGGAGAUGCUCGGCAAAAAGCAUUUGGUGCCAGUGGGCGGCAAGACAGCCGACGAUGCUGGCGAUCGCACGUCCAACCGUGCAGCAAAUGAGCUCGAACCCAUGUGCUACCAUUCGUUGCCACUUGCAUUUUACGAAGAAAUUUUGCAUGGCUAUUACGCGAAAAUGGUGGUAGACAUGACACCAAGUGAUGCCAGAUUCGCUUGGGCAUGCCUGCGCACGCGCACAGGCUACGUUGGAAUCUGCUUCACCGAGGCGCAUGUGCGUGGCUUGGAGAACCGCUUGCUCGAGCUGUUGAAAGAGGACAUGGUCGACCCGAACUCUCCUUUGUUCUCGGCCGCCUACUCUGAAGCAGUUGGCUUGAAGAAAACCCCGUCUCAGGGCUCUGGCGGUCCUGACCCCAAGGCCAAGCCGCAGGCCAAACCAAAGGGGAGAGGCAGAGGCAGGGGAGGCCCCAAGCCCAAGCCGAAGACAAAGCCAAAGGCCAAGCCCAAGUCAGCGCCAACCGCUCCUGAUGAUGGUGAAGAUGGCCAAGAAGAACCAGAAGAGGACGAGGACCCCGCUGCAGAUGACGACCAAGUGUGGGACCCGCUGGAGUGA